Molecule: messenger RNA, 1431 nt
Organism: Camarhynchus parvulus
Lineage: Eukaryota; Metazoa; Chordata; Aves; Passeriformes; Thraupidae
Gene: PLPP6
Product: phospholipid phosphatase 6
Exons: 2
Coding region: 87-857 (256 amino acids)
Molecular function (GO): sphingosine-1-phosphate phosphatase activity
Source: RefSeq, a predicted model, not a curated record
CAGGGGGACAUGCAGGGCCCCGAGCGGGCCUGGCAGCGGGUGACCGGUGACCGGCGCCCGCCUCCCGCAGGCCGCCCGCCGUCGCCAUGCCGAGCCCCCGGAGCGGCCGCGAGCGGCGCGCCGGCAGCGGCGGCCGCCUGGAGUUCCUGUCGCUGAGCCAGCGCGGGCCCGCCGCCCCCGACAGCCCGUCCCGCCGCAGGGAGCCCGCCGGCGCCGCCGCCGCCCCGCUGCCCGAGGAGGACUGCAUGAAGCUGAACCCGUCCUUCGUGGGCAUCGCCCUCAGCUCCCUGCUCGCCAUCGACCUCUGGGCCUCCAAGCGCCUGGGGGUGUGCGCUGGGGAGGGCUCGGCCUGGGGCAGCGCCCGCCCCCUCAUGAAGGUCAUCGAGGUGUCGGGGCACGGCAUCCCCUGGGUGCUCGGCACCUUCUACGGGCUCUGGCACACUGACAGCUCCGCGGCCAGGGAGGUGCUGCUCAACCUGCUCUUCGCGUUGCUGCUGGACCUGGUGAUGGUGUCGGUGGUGAAGGGGCUCGUCAAGCGGCCGCGGCCCACGCACAACAAGAUGGACAUGUUCGUCACCAUCUCAGUGGACAAGUACUCCUUCCCCUCGGGCCACGCCACCAGGGCCGCUCUCGUGUGCCGCUUCGUGCUGCGCCACCUGGUCCUGGCCGUGCCGCUGCGCGUGCUCGUGGUGCUCUGGGCCCUCAUCGUCAGCAUCUCCCGCGUCAUGCUGGGCAGGCACAACAUGACGGACGUGCUCUUCGGGCUGCUGCUGGGCUACGCGCUCUACGGCGUGGUGGAGCACUGCUGGCUGUCCCCGGCCACCGCGCCCGCCCUCUUCGCGCUCUGGAGCCGCUGAGCGCCCGCGGCCUCGGCACACGGCAGGAGCCCUGUGCUGCCGUUCUGAGCACGCACGGGACGGGAUUCUGGUGCUGAAGGGGCAUCCUGAACCCCGUCAGUCCGGCCAAGACUUCCACACGAGCGGUGCUGCAGGCUCCAGGGCCUGCACUCAGAUGUCUGGUGCUGUCCUGCCCUCCCGUGGGCUGCCAGGCGGGGGCUGUGCUGAUUGUUCUCUGGUGACCAAAAGCAGUCUCUGCAGAGCCUGGGGAGGGCUCAGCACACCCAGCCGGCAGCUCGCUGCUCAUACUGUGAAUCUGCAUGCUCUCGCUGGGCACCUGCAAUGGCCCGUGGUGUACGUGGUAGCUGUGACUCUGCAGAGUUUCUCUGCAAUCACCCCUGUAUCUGUAUCCUAUAAAUACACUGAUCGUGCUGCUGUCACAAGCAUACCCUGCACAGCCUGCUCUACAACACUUGCCUGGAGGGGACCCACAGGGCUCUUUCCUCAGACUUAGACAGAGCUUUGCCUCCCUAAGCAAUCUCUUCCCUAUUGCUCUCCAUUUAAGUGCUGCACUAAUGCUGCGUGUCGAGCACAU